AGCUACUGGUGUUCUCCCUCCCUCCCUUCAUGUGAUUCAGCUUCCCCACACCAGGGGAGCCAAGGACAAGCCUCACUGUGCGAGAUGGCUGCCGGCAGCUGCCUCCUCCUCCUCCUCCUCCUGCCCUGGCUGCUCACAGCCUCGCACAGCCCACCCGGCUGCAAGAUCCGGAUUACCUCCAAGGGGCUGGACCUGGUGAAGCAGGAGGGGCUGCGCUUCGUGGAGCAGGAGCUGCAGAACAUCACGGUGUCGGACCUGCAUGGGAAGGAGGGGCAGUUCCACUACAACAUCAGCCAGGUCAAGGUGAUGGACCUGCAGCUGGCGUUUUCUGACCUGUACUUCCAGCCUCAGCAGCACCUCGUCUUCAACAUCAACAACGCCUCCAUCAGCCUGCGCUUCCGGAGACAGUUGCUCUACUGGUUCUUCUAUGACAUCGGGUCCAUCAAUGCCUCUGCGGAUGGCGUCCACAUCCACACAGUGCUGCAGCUGGCUAAGGACGAGGCCGGGCGCCUGAAGAUCUCUAACAUCACCUGCAAUGCCUCCAUUGCCAGAAUGAAUGCGGGCUUCUCCGGCACACUCAGGAAGGUCUACGAGUUCUUGAGCACCUUCAUCAUCACAGGGAUGCGCUUCCUCCUCAGCCAGCAGAUCUGCCCGUCCCUGGAGCAUGCCAGCCUGGUGCUGCUGAACGCCGUGCUGGACACGGUGCCGGUGAGGAACUACGUGGAUGAGCAUAUCGGGAUUGACUACUCCCUCCUGCGGGAUCCGGCCGUCUCCACGGACACCCUCGACCUAGACUUCAAGGGCACGUUCUUCCCCCGUGCAAGAGACAACCAGGAGCUGGAGAACCACGCGGUGGAGCCGGUGAUCAAGGAGACCGAGCGUAUGGUCUACGUUGCCUUCUCCGAGUACUUCUUUGACUCGGCCAUGCACGCGUACUUCCAGGCAGGUGUGCUGGCCAUAGAGCUCCAGGGGGAGAAGGUGCCGAAGGACCUGGAGGUUUUGCUGAGAGCCACCUUCUUCGGGACCAUCUUCACGCUGAGCCCUGCCGUGGACGCUCCCCUGCGGCUGGUGCUGCAGGUGUCGGCUCCCCCCCGCUGCGUCAUCAAACCCUCGGGCACCUCCGUCUCCGUCUCUGCCUUCCUCAACAUCUCGCUGGUGCCCCUGGGCCGCCCCGCCGUCCAGCUCUCCAGCAUGGCCAUGGAAACCAAGCUGAGCGCCAAGGUGUUUCUGCAAGGGAAGGCGCUGCGCGUGCAGCUGGACCUGCGACGGUUUCGCAUCUACUCCAAGCAGUCUGUGCUGGAGUCGCUAGCGCUGUUCUCGCUGCAGGCCCCACUGAAGACCCUGCUGCAGCUGACGAUCAUGCCCAUCAUUAACGGUAGGCACCACCGCUGGGUGCAGAUCCCACUGCCAGAAGGCAUGGACUUCACCAAGGAGGUGGUCACCAACCAUGCGGGAUUCCUCACGGUGGGAGCCGAUCUCCACUUCUCCAAGGGGCUGCGGGAGGUGAUUGAGAAAUACCGCCCAGCGCCUACCGCCCCUGCCUACCCCAGCUCACGGCCUGCAGAGCCCAGCGUGGACCCCCACCAGCUCUAGCUCUUCUCCCCGCUGGCUCCUUCACCCCGGACCGAGGGCAGAUCCCGGGCUGGACCCGUAGACUGUAGGUAGGAAGCAGCUUCCCCGGUACCACUGGCACGUCCUGCAGGGCGCCCGUGCCCUGGUGGGUAGCAGCAAGGUGGAGACGGCCGCUCUGGGAACCCCUGCUGCACCCCUUCUCAUUACACUAAUAAAC
Messenger RNA from Gymnogyps californianus (California condor), 1789 nucleotides. RefSeq names its product phospholipid transfer protein (gene PLTP). Gene Ontology annotation, molecular function: phosphatidylethanolamine transfer activity; phosphatidylglycerol binding; phosphatidylcholine intramembrane carrier activity. The transcript is spliced from 16 exons. The coding region runs from base 85 to 1593 and encodes 502 amino acids. Lineage: Eukaryota; Metazoa; Chordata; Aves; Accipitriformes; Cathartidae. Gene Ontology annotation, biological process: phospholipid transport; ceramide transport; high-density lipoprotein particle remodeling. The record is from RefSeq and is a predicted model, not a curated record.